Messenger RNA from Gadus morhua (Atlantic cod), 5686 nucleotides. RefSeq names its product formin-like protein 2. Gene Ontology annotation, cellular component: cytosol. Bases 875 to 4141 code for a protein of 1088 amino acids. Gene Ontology annotation, biological process: regulation of cell shape; cell migration; cortical actin cytoskeleton organization. The transcript has 28 exons. NCBI's taxonomy places the organism in Eukaryota, Metazoa, Chordata, Actinopteri, Gadiformes, Gadidae. Gene Ontology annotation, molecular function: actin filament binding; small GTPase binding. The record is from RefSeq and is a predicted model, not a curated record.
CCGAACAAAGCUAACCCGUUAGCCUUUAGCUCCACCGGUUUCAGAGCGGCUGCUCUGUGGUCCCAGAGGGUGAAAUAUAAAUUAACGUCCUCAUAUCUCAGGAGGAGGAUAGUGAUGAAUAUGAAGGGUGAGGAGGAGGAAGGUGCUCAUUGUGUGGAGAGGGGGCGUGGUCAGGGAGAGAGAGCGCAAGAGAGACAUAGAGACAGAGCGGCGGGACUCUAGAGAGAGAGAGCGCGGUAGAGAGACAGCGAGACAGAGCGGCAGGACUCUCCCUUUCUUCCCGUUGUGAGGGCUGGAUCCGUGUCACACACACACACACACACACACACACACACACACACACACACACACACACACACACACAAACACAGACACACUGCUGACACACUGCUAACACACACACACACACACACACACACGAGCACGCUCCUAACCACACGAGCACGGUCUUCGCUCCUUUUCAUCUUCAUCAUCCGUCGCGUGCCUUAUGCUUGAGCUCGUGCAGCCCCCGAUACCGAGGCGAUGUGUUCCGUAGCGCGAGGAGCCGCGGAGAGGAGGAUGGAGACAAUAGAACCGGCGGUGCGCGCGCUGUGAACCCGGGGCUCGUGCUGGAACCGACGGAGCCAACGGUUGAGGAUAAAAAGAAGCCGCCGCUACCGACGGUUCUACCCGUGUCGGCACGAGAGGGGUGUGUGCGCUCUCCAUCACACACGCGCACACAACGCGCGUGCGUGUGUUUUGAUUGACGCGUGGAGUCCAAAGCCCAUGUGUGUGUGUGUGUAGGCAGGUAUUCAUUGAUUAUUGCUUGAUCAGCAAGUCUGCCCAGACAAGCGUGCGCGUGCAAGUGUCGGGGAUAUCCGUGCGCGUGCGCGUGAUGGGGAACACGGAGAGCAUGGAGAGCCAGCUGGCGGUGAUCCGCGCGCGAGCCGCUCCGGUGAAGCUGCCCAUGCCGGACCCGACGGAGCUCGAGGAGCGCUUCUCCAUCGCCCUGAACUCUAUGAACCUCCCCCCUGACAAGGUACGACUGCUGCGUUGCUAUGACAACGAGAAGAAGUGGGAGCUGAUCUGUGACCAGGAGCGUUUCCAGGUGAAGAACCCCCCUCACACCUACAUCCACCGCCUGCACAGCUUCCUGGACCCGGCCGUCACCCGCAAGAAGUUCCGGAGGCGGGUACAAGAGUCGACCCAGACCCUGAGAGAGCUGGAGAUCUCCCUCCGCACAAACCACAUAGGCUGGGUCCGAGAGUUCUUGAACGAGGAGAACCAGGGACUGAAUGUUCUGGUGGAAUACCUCUCCUUCGCCCAGUACGCCAACACGUUUGACGGGGAGCAGUGCGAGGGGAGCAGCGAAGCUGCGUCCGUCGACUCUCCUUGGAGUCGAUCCAUCGAGGAUCUCCAUGACAACAACCUCCCCUCCCCCUCCUCCGGUCACAACAUCCCCCGAGCAUCACGCCUCUCUAUCAGCUCUGCUCUAGUUACGCGCUCCAACACGUUGCCAAGCAGACGGACUCUGAAGAACUCUCGUCUCGUGUGUAAGAAGGAUGACGUCCACGUGUGUGUGAUGUGUCUGCGAGCUGUGAUGAACUACCAGUAUGGCUUCAACAUGGUCAUGUCUCACCCUCAUGCUGUGAAUGAGAUUGCCCUGAGUCUCAACAACAGAAACCCCAGGACUAAGGCCUUGGUCUUGGAAUUGUUGGCUGCUGUCUGUCUGGUGAGAGGAGGCCAUGAGAUCAUCCUGUCUGCCUUCGACAACUUUAAAACAGUCUGCUCAGAGUCGAUGCGUUUUGAAAAGCUGAUGGAACAUUUUAAGAACGAAGACGAUAACAUCGACUUUAUGGUAGCCUGUAUGCAGUUCAUCAACAUCGUGGUCCACUCCGUAGAGGACAUGAACUUCAGAGUCCACCUGCAGUACGACUUCACCAAGCUGGCCCUCGACGACCACCUCGAGCGGCUGCGCUCCACGGAGAGCGACCGACUGCAGGUGCAGAUCCAGGCCUACCUGGACAACGUGUUCGACGUGGGGACGCUGCUGGAGGACGCCGAGACCAAGACGGCCGCGCUGGAGCGGGUGGAGGAGCUGGAGGAGGGCAUGAACACGAUGAGCGAGCGGCUGCUGGACGUGGAGAAUGAGGCGAUGGUGAAGAUCGUGGAGCUGGAGAAGCAGCUGAUGCAGACCAACAAGGAGCUGGACCAGGCCAGGGAGGUGUACGUGAGCGCUAACUCCCAGGUGCACACGCUGCGCCGCAUGGUGCGGGAGAAGGACCAGACCAUCCGUCGGCAGAGCCAGCUGACGGAGCCGCCGGGGGGACCUGCUGCUCACCAGCCAAUGAGAGGAGAGGGGGACGGGGGCGUGGCCGACUCCGGCUGCCCCUCCCCGCCCCCCUGCCUCACUCUGUCGUCAAGCACGGAGCCGUCCUAUCACAGCCUGGGAGCCGGUCUGGGAGAGGCUGAAGGCCUGCUGGCUCCUCCCCCGCCUCCUCCACCUCCUCCACCCACCCUCUGCAGCGGCUCCAUUGGGGCGUACCCAGCUCCUCCGGGGAUGGCUCCACCUCCUCCUCCUCCACCUCCUCCCCCUCCUCCUCCCUGCCGCAGCAGUGAGCUCUCCUGCGCCUCCCCCAUGCCCCCCCCUCCCCCCCCUCCCCUCCCGGGCUGUGGGGGGGCCCCCACCGUCAUCUUCAACUCCGGACUGGCAGAGGGUCCACUCAAGCUAUUCUCGGUGAAGAUCAAGAAGCCGAUCCAGACUAAGUUCCGGAUGCCGGUCUUCAACUGGGUGGCCCUGAAGCCCAGUCAGAUCAACGGCACCGUGUUCAACGACCUGGACGACGAGAAGGUCCUCCAGGAGCUGAACGUGGAGCAGUUUGAGGAGAUGUUUAAGACCAAGGCGCAGGGCGCAGCCCCCGACAUGACGCUGGCCCGCCACAAGGCCCCCCAGAAGGGCCCGGGCCGGGUGUCCCUGCUGGACGCCAACCGGGCCAAGAACCUGGCCAUCACGCUGAGGAAGGCCGGGCAGAACUCCGACGUCAUCUGCAGAGCCAUCCAGACGUUCGACGUGCGGGCAGUGCGCGUGGACUUCGUGGAGUGUCUGAUGCGGUUCCUGCCCACGGAGGGAGAGCUGAAGACGCUCCGUCAGUACGAGAGGGACAGGAAGCCCCUGGAGGCGCUCAGCGAGGAGGACCGCUUCAUGAUGCAGUUCAGCCGCAUCGAGAGGCUCAACCAGCGCAUGACCAUCCUCACCUUCACCGGCAACUACACCGACAACGUCACCAUGCUGACCCCCCAACUCCAUGCCAUCAUCGCGGCCUCCGUCUCCAUCAAGUCCUCCCAGAAACUCAAGAAGAUCCUGGAGGUUAUUUUGGCGUUGGGAAAUUACAUGAACAGCAGCAAACGUGGAGCAGUCUACGGAUUCAAACUCCAGUGUUUAGACCUGCUGCUGGACACCAAGUCCACAGACAGGAAGCAGACUCUGCUGCACUACCUUGCGGCGCUGGUGAGGGACAAGUACCCCGGGGUGGCCAUGUUCUACAACGAGCUGCACUACAUCGACAAGGCUGCUAACGUCUCUCUGGACAACGUGCUGAGCGAUGUGAGGGAGAUGACGCGGGGCAUGGAGUUGACCUGGAGGGAGUUCAGCGUCCACGGACACAACCCCACGCUGAAGGACUUCAUCAGCAAGCACGAGGCGCGCCUCACCAAGCUGCAGGAGGACGCCCGCAUCGCGCAGGAUGCCUUCGAGGACGUGGUAAAGUUUUUCGGUGAGAGCUCCAAGACCGCCCCCCCCUCCGUCUUCUUCCCCGUCUUCGUCCGCUUCAUCAAGGCCUACAGGCUGGCUGAGGAGGAGAACGAGCAGAGGAGGAGGCAGGAGCUGAUGCUGCAGGAGAAACUUGAGCAGGAGGAGCAGCAGCAGGAGCAGCAGCAGACCAAGUCCCCCAGCCACCGGGGGAAGCGGCAGCAGAAGGAUCUGAUCUCUGAGCUCCGAAAGAAGCAGGGAGGGAAGGACGGACGGCACGUCUACGAGGGGACGGACGGGGCAAUCGAGGACAUCAUCACAGUGCUGAAGACCGUCCCCUUUACGGCCCGCUCGGCCAAACGCAGCUCCCGCUUCUUCUGUGAGCCCGCCCACUCCACGGAGGACCACUACUGAACCCGCCCACAAACUACUGACCCCGCCCACUCCACGGAGGACCACUACUGAACCCGCCCACAAACUACUGACCCUGCCCACUCCACGGAGGACCACUACUUACCCCGCCCACAAACUACUGACCCCGCCGACAAACUACUGACCACUACUGACCCCGCCCACUCCAUGGAGGACCACUACUGACCCCGCCCACAAACUACUGACCCCGCCCACUAUACGGAGGACCACUACUGACCCCGCCCACUCCACGGAGGACCACUACUGACCCCACCCACUCCAUGGAGGACCACUAUUGACCCCGCCCGCAAAUUACUGACCCCGCCCACAAACUACUGACCACUACUGACCCUGCCCACUCCACGGAGGACCACUACUGACCCCGCCAACAAACUACUGACCCCGGCGCCCACUCCACGGAGGACCACUACUGACUCCGCCCACAAACUACUGACCCCGCCCACUCCACGGAGGACCACUACUGACCCCGCCCACUCCACGGAGGACCACUACUGACCCCGCCCACUCCACGGAGGACCACUACUGACCCCGCCCACUCCACGGAGAACCACUACUGACCCCGCCCACUCCACGGAGGACCACUACUGACCCCGCCCACAAACUACUGACCCCUCCCCAGGGCCACGCCCACUACUAUCCUUGGUACCAAUUAGCACUUUGAGCAUUUGAUUGACAGGCGGGAGCAGCUUAAUGGAAAGUUUGUAUUUUCUUGUUUUUUUAUACUCUGUGAGCAUCCUGUUUGUAGCCCAGACCAGACUGAACUAGACUCAACUAGCCCAGACCAGACCGGACUAAAGUAGACCAAACUGGUCUGGCCAACCUGAGCCGGACUAACUAGACCAGACUAGACUAAGACAUGUUUGGACAAUAUGAAGUACAACACCAUGACAUGAAGUAUAACAUGAAGUACAACAUGAAGUACAACACCAUGACAUGAAGUACAACAUGAAGUACAACACCAUGACAUGAGAGAGCACCUGGCAGGUUGGCCUCGCUGGUUAGUUAUUUCAAAAUGCUACAAUUAAAAUAACAGCGGAACUUAUUUUUACAGAAAAACUACCGUCCACUACCGUGGACUGGUGGUAAGACAAUGUUAGAGCUAAGCUAAUGCUAGUAGCAUCACAACUCUACAGGCUAAGCUAAUGCUACUAGCAUCACAACGCUAGAGCUAAGCUAAUGCUAGUAGCAUCACAACACUAGAGCCUACGGGCAUAAAGUCCAGACCACAUGGCGAUAUGAGAGACUGACAGAUGAACUGGGAUGGUCAACCUUCCAGAUGCUCUCAGAAUGAAUCCUAACAAAGAUUUAGUCGUCUGGUAAUACAUGAUCAAUCACUUAAGUAUUGAUUUAGUACCACUGGUACCGCCGCAGUGUUUACUGAUACGUCCUUCAUACCAGUAUAACCAGUAUUACCAGCAGCAUCCUCCCCAUGUGAAGCACAGUUUUCUAAUGUACAGAUGUUUUGUACGUCACUGUAUCGUGUUUGUAGUCGUUCUGUAGUUCUGUAAAUAAAGCAUCAAUACGGUC